Molecule: messenger RNA, 2305 nt
Organism: Apaloderma vittatum (bar-tailed trogon)
Lineage: Eukaryota; Metazoa; Chordata; Aves; Trogoniformes; Trogonidae
Gene: CCNL2
Product: cyclin L2
Exons: 10
Coding region: 3-1280 (425 amino acids)
Biological process (GO): regulation of transcription by RNA polymerase II
Cellular component (GO): nucleus
Molecular function (GO): cyclin-dependent protein serine/threonine kinase regulator activity
Source: RefSeq, a predicted model, not a curated record
CCAUGGCUACAGGACAGGUGCUGUUUCAACGUUUUUUUUAUACCAAGUCCUUUGUGAAGCAUUCCAUGGAGCACGUGUCAAUGGCCUGUGUUCACCUGGCAUCCAAAAUUGAAGAAGCACCAAGGCGCAUAAGAGAUGUCAUCAACGUGUUCCAUCGCCUUCGACAUCUACGGGAAAAAAAAAAACCUGUGCCUCUCAUACUGGAUCAAGAAUACGUGAACUUGAAGAAUCAAAUUAUUAAGGCAGAAAGAAGAGUGCUGAAGGAGUUGGGAUUUUGUGUUCAUGUAAAGCACCCUCACAAGAUAAUCGUUAUGUACCUUCAGGUAUUAGAAUGUGAACGUAACCAACACCUGGUCCAGACGUCAUGGAAUUACAUGAACGACAGCCUGAGAACAGAUGUCUUUGUCAGAUUCCAGCCAGAAAGCAUUGCCUGUGCGUGUAUUUACCUCGCAGCCAGGACGCUGGAGAUUCCACUUCCUAAUCGCCCGCACUGGUUUUUACUCUUUGGAGCGACAGAGGAAGAAAUUCAAGAAAUCUGCUUAAAGAUUUUGCAGCUUUAUACUCGGAAAAAGGUUGAUUUAUCUGAUCUGGAAAGUAAAGUAGAAAAGAAGAAAUUAGCUAUCGAAGAGGCAAAAGCACAAGCUAAAGGUCUAGUACCUGAGGGAGCCCCAAGUUUGGAUAACACAUCGGGUUUUUCCCCUAUCCCGAAAAAUGAGUCUCCAAAAGAAGUUAAAGGAAAUAAACCUUCACCGCUACCUGUUCAGGCAAUGAAGAAUGCUAAAAGGAAAGUAGAGGGAGCAAAACGAACGAGUUCUAACAGCCCAGUAAAUGGUGUUCAGAAAGGAAGAGAAAGUAGAAGUCGAAGUGGAAGUCGAGAUCAAAGUUAUUCAAGAUCACCAUCCAGAUCUGCAUCCCCUAAGCACAGGAAAAGUGAGAGUUACUCCACAUCCAGCGGUUCCAAGUCCCACAGCCGGUCUAGGAGCCGCAGCGACUCUCCCCCAAGACAGUUCAACCACAGUUCGAGCUACAAAGGUUCCAAGGUGAGAAGUUACAAGAAAUCGAAAGACUACAAAUACUCGACACACAAACCACGGAAAUCGCGCAGCAGGAGUUCGUCCCGUUCCAGGAGCCGAUCCCGGGAGCGCUCCGACCAUUCGGGGAAGUACAAGAAGAAGAGUCACUACUAUAGAAAUCACAGGCACGAGCGUUCGCGCUCCUAUGAGCGAGCAAGUCAUCGCUAUGACCGAGACCAUCCCGGCCACAGUAGGCACAGGCGGUGAAUAAAGCAAAAAGUUCUUUCCUUUGGAAUGUAAGCAGGAGCUCUUCCCCAUUUGGGCUUGGCAGUAUAGGGUUAACCUGGCUUGUAAACCACCUAGCUUGAGUAAUGUCCAUUCUGCUGGCAAUUCUGUAUUUGCUCUCACAAAUCCGAAGGACAGACGUGAACGGGACGGGAUGAUGUGAAAGACUUUAAGCUGAUAAAUGUCUCAGUGACUGUUCUGACGUGGUAACGCUGCAGAACUUGUCUCUGGGUGCUCCUAUGCCUGUUCUUUAGUGAAUUGCGUUCCCUAGUGCAGUGGAGUGUUUUUUGGGACUUCCAGUUCUGCAAGCAGGACCCCCAUUGCUCAGUAGUGGGAAUACUGUGCUGCCCAGUCCUUCCCUGUGGAACUAGAAGGCUCCAGACAGUUGGUAAAACCCCUCGGAGUGGCUCGGUGCUAACAAAGCUGUCUUUUCAUACUGACUCAAUUAUGUUGUACAAAUGCAAGGUGACUUUUUUUUUUUUUUUUUAGAACUGUUGCCUAUAUUAGGUUAUAUAUGUGUAUAUAUAUUUUGCAGUGUUACAGUACAGUAUGGGAAAACGGCCUUACUAGCCUUUACACUUUGUCCACAAUGUAAAUAAGCAUUUGUUUAAUACAGGUGGAAGAUAUAUACAGAAAAUUCAAAACUUGAAUUCUAUCGAAAGACUUGUGUAGAAAGUUCUGAUAAAUGUGAAAGUAUUUAGCUCUGUGUAUCGAGAGUAGUAUAUUUUUAUCUGUGCAAUGCUGCGUGCAGGCCACCAGCUCCUAAGACGUUUCCUAUGUAUACAUUUUAAGUGGUUUGAAGUUCUUUACUCAGGAUCUUUGACACUCUGAAGAGUUGGUAGUUUGUCAAUCUGCAUGCUUGUUGAAGAACAGAGCGUUUAAAAAAAACCACAACCAAACAACAGAACCCAGUUAGCAAAAUCCCUACAGCCCAGUAGUAUCAGUUCUAGUGGUAUAUCUGAGCUGUUACUCUGAUGCUCCCUAAUUUCAUUAAAGUGUUUGAUUUU